AUAAAAACAUUAAUCAAGCGUACAACAAUAGAGGAUAUUCGUAAUCCAUCAAUAAUCCGUGCAAAAUUGAUUCAGCGAAUCUUAAUGGGGUUUUUUUUAGGGACUCUUUAUUUCACCACGACCGAUAAGACUUCAACAAAGACUGGAAAAUUGAAUAUCAAUGCAGCUUUGUUUUUUUUGGUAUGUGAAUAUACAUAUCCAUCAGUGUUUGGUAUCUUGGCUUAUUUGCCAUCUGAAUAUGCAUUAUUUAGACGCGAAUAUCACGAUGGCCUGUAUGGUGUUUCGGCUUAUUAUCUUGCCAAGGUAUUGGCAUUAUUACCUAUUUUCACUAUUGACGGUUUCCAUGUAAUUUUGGCUUUAACCAUUGGUGUUUUAAUUGAACAAAGUUCAACUGCAUUUGGAUUUAUGCUUAGUGCUAUAAGUCCAUCUUUUACCAUUGCCAUAUCCAUUGCUGGUCCAUUACUUACUAUUUUCUCACUAACUGGUGGCUUAUAUGCGAAUAUCGGUCAGUUACCUGGUUAUAUCAAUUGGUUGCAAUAUAUAAGUUGGUUUCGGUAA
Molecule: messenger RNA, 558 nt
Organism: Dracunculus medinensis (Guinea worm)
Lineage: Eukaryota; Metazoa; Nematoda; Chromadorea; Rhabditida; Dracunculidae
Source: the annotation of a GenBank genome assembly